AUGGCUUCCAGGCAACAUGACGACGACGGCGAGAGCGACGAAGACUCGGAGAAGGCAAAGAGCAAGGAGAAGAGCAAGGGCGAGGAUGACACGGGUGAGAGCGGCGAGGAGAAGGGCGUGGGCGAGGACAACGGCGAAGACAACCAGGGCGGGGCUUCAAAAUCCGAAGCCGGACGCAACCAUGGUGAAGCCAAGUACGUGUACCAUACGGCUACUGAAG
Molecule: messenger RNA, 220 nt
Organism: Symbiodinium necroappetens
Lineage: Eukaryota; Dinophyceae; Suessiales; Symbiodiniaceae
Source: the annotation of a GenBank genome assembly